AUGCGGAACAUGCUGCGGGCCUACGAUAAGCAGCCUCAACUUAAAAUAUCACUGAUUUAUAUGAUUUAUUCUACCACCAGCUCGGAUUUUCCAUCUACCAAAUCCAACAAUGAGGCUAUUGAGUACACUGAAUAUAUUGCGAACAAAAUUCCAUAUACCCCUGACAUGAAGAUACCGGUAUUUUGUGGCUUCUUUGAAUUUAUAUAA
This is a messenger RNA of Aspergillus niger, 207 nucleotides long. RefSeq lists its product as uncharacterized. NCBI's taxonomy places the organism in Eukaryota, Fungi, Ascomycota, Eurotiomycetes, Eurotiales, Aspergillaceae. The transcript has a single exon. Bases 1 to 207 code for a protein of 68 amino acids. The record is from RefSeq and is a predicted model, not a curated record.